Notolabrus celidotus (New Zealand spotty) is the source of this 4247-nucleotide messenger RNA. RefSeq names its product Rho guanine nucleotide exchange factor (GEF) 25a (gene arhgef25a). NCBI's taxonomy places the organism in Eukaryota, Metazoa, Chordata, Actinopteri, Labriformes, Labridae. The coding region runs from base 430 to 2496 and encodes 688 amino acids. Gene Ontology annotation, cellular component: cytoplasm; plasma membrane. The record is from RefSeq and is a predicted model, not a curated record. Gene Ontology annotation, molecular function: guanyl-nucleotide exchange factor activity. Gene Ontology annotation, biological process: axon guidance. The transcript is spliced from 16 exons.
UAGUCUGUCAUUUGACCAGGCAGUUCACAGAGGCAAGAGCUCAACACCAAGAGGAAAACAGAGGAAAACAGGGAGACAGGGGGAAAGGAGCACAAUGAAUAAAACAAUCAGCUUGCUGGAAUCUUUUUAAGGCUUUUAUCACCAUCUGGGAAACCCUGUGGGUCUGUGAGUGUGGAUUUUGCCUUGGCAGCAGCUUCUGUGGACUCUUUCCCCUCUUCUCGAUUUUGGAUGUGUGGGCUUUAAAAGUCUGUCUGCUGUCAACUAAAGAGGAGGAGGAGGAUUAACUGACACCUUUUAGGGGAUUUAAACUUUGGGGAGACUACUUGUGUGAGGGUGAGAGAGAGAGAGAGAGAAAGAGAAAGAAAAAGAGAGGGGGGAGAAGGAGAGAAAGUGCCGGGCCAUGCCCACCUCUGCUCAUGGUUGAACAGCAUGAAAGGGGGCCACCAUCACCAUCGCCACCACCGAGGCUGUGGCUGCCAACACUUGUUCCGUAAAGUCUUGACCAAGUGUGGCUGCUGCUAUGCCCGUGUCAGAGAUUCGUACUCGGCAGCUGGCAGCGAGGGCAGCAUCUCCACCUCUGUGGCUUCCUUGCCUCCGCAGGCCUCGGGCAGCUCGGCCCCGAGCUCCCCUGGUUCCAGGCGCUCAGUGAGCACCCUGAAGAAGUGGCUCACGAACCCAGUCCGCAAACUCAGCGCCGGAGCUACAGCUAAAGGGGAGCGUCAGGUCCGCAAACUUGAUGGAAAGCCUCCCCCUCUUCAGUCCCAAAGCAACAGCCUGGACCUGGGCAGCCCCCCAAGGCCUGAUGACACCUUCACCAUCCUGCCUGUCACUCACAGAGAACUGGAGUGGAAAGAUGGCCUGGCGAGCCCUGAGGAUCUGUCACCUGCUACACUGCAGGCUCCCAGCUAUAUAACAGACUCUCUGAUUGGCUGCACGUCACUGCCAAACACACAGGAUACUCAGUUCAGCAGUGUUCUGCCAGAUGACAGCGGCUCCGUCUUAAUGGACGACACCUCCAGCCAAUGGUCGGCUGUGGCUGACACUGAGGAGGAGAGGGGGAGUGCCUUAGAGAAAAGCAUGUAUGUUCUGAAGGAGCUUAUAGAGACAGAGAAGCACUACGUGGUAGACCUGGGGCUCAUAGUGGAGGGCUACAUGAAUACAAUGACCUCCAAAGGCAUACCAGAGGACAUGAAGGGAAAAGACAAGAUUGUCUUUGGGAACAUUCACCAAAUAUUUGACUGGCAUAAAGACUACUUCCUGGGAGAGCUGGAGAAGUGUUUGGCAGAGCCCGAGAGGCUGGCUCAGCUCUUCAUCAAACAUGAGAGGCGUCUGCAUAUGUAUGUUGUGUACUGUCAGAACAAACCCAAGUCAGAGCAUAUCGUCUCAGAGUAUAUUGAGACAUACUUUGAGGAGUUACGGCAUCAGCUGGGCCACAGGCUGCAGCUCAACGACCUGCUCAUCAAACCCGUCCAGAGGAUCAUGAAGUACCAGCUGCUGCUCAAGGACUUCCUCAAGUAUCACACCAAAGCUGGUAUGGACACAGAGGAGUUGGAGAAAGCGGUUGAAGUGAUGUGCUUUGUGCCAAAGCGUUGCAAUGACAUGAUGAAUGUGGGCAGACUUCAAGGCUUCGAGGGGAAGAUCACGGCGCAGGGCAAACUGCUUCAACAAGACACCUUCACUGUCACUGAACAGGAUAGCAGCUUCUUGUCCCGAGCCAAGGAGAGGCGGGUCUUCCUGUUUGAGCAGCUGGUCAUCUUCAGUGAGCCAAUCGACAGGAAGAAAGGUUUUUCAAUCCCAGGAUACAUCUUUAAGAACUGCAUUAAGGUAAGCUGCCUGGGGGCGGAGCCCAGCGUGGAAGGCGAUGAUGCUCGCUUUGUGCUGACAUCACGCAACCCAGAUGGGAGUGUGGUGCGCUUCCAGUUGCUGGCGUCUUCCCCUGAGAUCUGCAGAGCCUGGGUCAAUGAUGUUGUGCAGAUCUUGGACUCACAGCGCAACUUUCUUAAUGCCUUACAGUCCCCCAUCGAGUACCAGCGGCGAGAAAGCAAGUCUAACAGCCUAGGCCGCUGCAUGAGACCCCCUCUGUCUGCUGCCAGUGCCCUUCGGCCCCACUCUUCCGCUUCCAUUGAUCGCCACAAGCUGCCCUCCCUUCACUCCCACAACAUCUCCUUACCCACUCUCUACCUGCCCAGCCAAGGCCAGAGCCAAGGACCCAGUGAGACGUUCCCACAGCAGGAACCCACUAUGGUCCAGCUGUGCCCUGCUGACUCUGACACUGUUUCUCCGUCACACAUCCAACUGGGUUUCACUGAUCGGCCAAACUGUCAAGCUGUGUCAAAUGGGCUGUACACCCCGACUACACAAAGUUCACAGCAGAGGGCAGCAGAGGGCUGCAGAAGGGGCCAACCUGCUGAUGCCGGGAACCAGCCUCCAGUGUUGGGCCCCUCAGCUGGACGACGCCCCAGCAUUCUGGCUCAACUGGCCGAGGAUGACCUCUGAACUCCGACAUCAUGUGUGUCCUGGGUCAGGAGGACAGCAGCUAAAGCCACAGCUGUGGAGAUAGGUAGAUCAGUCUCCUGUCUCUCAAUGCCAGGCUGGACCUUCACCUUGUUCAGUCAGGAUUCAUGGAGAAAAAUGGAGGAACCUAAAGGAUUAUGGGAAAAAAUUGUGGGCUGCAGCUAUAAAGUGACUUUGCUCCUGGUUUUGGAGAGCCGUUUGGAGGUGAGCAACCUUUGCCACCUUCGCUGUACAUGAACAGCACCCAGUGUGAUGUUACUGGGUUCAGAGUGAAAACACUAAGUGUUAUGACGAUUUCUUUUUUGAGUCUGUAUACCACUCUCUUCUCUCUUUCAAAGGGCGAGUGGGAUUUGUUUGACAAAGAUCCAUUCCUAACCGGGGCGGUCACUGGAGUUGUGUAUGUGCCUGAAUGCAUGUUUGUGUGGAUGUGUUUGAGUGCAUGAGAGGCUGCAGGGAGUGGCAGCUGCUCCUCUUGUACCCUCUUUUUAUUUUCCGAUGCCCCAUUGUGAAGGCAAGAAGUACAACUACAUUAACACAUUUUGUCAUUCCCCUGCUGACAACUGAGUUUGCUGUUGAUGUUGACGAGAACGGGAAAAAGCAGAACACUUGAUGUGAACACGCCACAAGGACUUGAUUCACUCGGACUGAGAGUGAAGAACUUUCUUUGAGAGCUCUUCUGCACUCUCUUAUUCUGUUUGACAGGCCCUCGUUUGAUCUGGACAAAAAAGGCAUGAUGGAGCCCCCUGGAGGUUCUCUGUGGGUAUGACGUCAUAUCAGAAUACAUUUUUUUUUCCUCUUUUGGCAACUCCAGAGGAGCUGCUGGUGCAAGAGGUGCAUUCAGAGGGACUGCUGUGCUGACCCAAAGUGAUGCAUGCAACAUCUCCUCAGUGAUUGACUGUCACUGUACUACUUUACACAGAUCGUUCUUUACAGGCCGAAACUGGGUGCCUGUACUUUCGGGACACAAGUCCCUAAAAGUGCAUUGGUUUAAACUAAUAUAGAUUGUUUUUUUAAGUCCACUGUUGUCAUGUCAAGGCUGUGCACCAUUUUUAUUUUCUCCGUUAGCUUUAAAUUCUGUACUGUACAUACCAUAAAGGCAAUCAUGUACAUUUCCAAUGAUGAAGAAUGACCCGUGAUGUGUUAUUGUUUGUUCACAUGAAGGAUAAUAUGUUGCAAGUUGAAAGAGUCACGCUGGUGAAUCUGCAUGCUCCCUCUUAUUUAGACAACAGUGCCAAAAAACAGCAGCUCGCCACUCAGAGAUAUCAUGCUCUUACUUCAUACUCAGUUUGCCAUUCUUCUUCAACAACCAUAGAUUUCAGUGUUACUUUCUUACAUGUAACGCAAAAAGAGAAGGAAAAGUAGAAGGAGUUCUUCUCUGUGGCCAGUAGAGGUCCCCGUGAGACUUUUACUUCCAGUUUAGUUUGAUCACAGCUUCACCAAAGAUCAAUAGGCUUCACAUUUCAGCGCUUGCAAUGAUAGAAAAGCUGCUCAAUAAUCAAUCUGAGUAAAUUAAUAAUAAAAGUUAAAAAGUAAAAGAUUCAAUGAGUUGAACCCUCUCACAGAAUCGAUCUGCAGUUAAUGUGACUGAUCAGGGGGUUUACAUUUACAAAUUUAAACUUAAACCACUACAGGGAACCAAAGGAAGGAUAUAAAACCAGGAGAGGGUUUGUUGAUGCCAUGUUUGACUGACUAUAAACUGUUGUAUCAUAUCAAAUAAAAAAUGUGUCCUUUUG